AUGGCAGCCUUGGAGCUCAGGUCCGUCGACCUGCAGAACGCCAGGAACAACCAGGAGCAUCACACGCAGGAGAUGGGCCUGCAGCGGCUCAUCGUGGGCCACGGUGAGUCCUUCACAAUCCAGCUGCAUUUCAACCGACCCUUCCACUCUGGGACCGACUACAUCACCUUGGUGGCUGAGACAGGACCAGAGCCCACAGAGCUGCUGGGAACCCGAGCCACCUUCUUGCUCACCCAGGUCCGACAAGGCAAUGUCUGGAGUGCUUCUGACUUCACCAUUCAUGCCAACUCGCUCUUUGUCUCCCUUUUCACACCGGCCAAUGCAGUCAUUGGUCCCUACACUCUGAAGAUGGAGAUCUCUCAGGGCCCUGGUCACAGCACAACCCACCCUCUGGGGACUUUCAUCCUGCUUUUUAACCCUUGGAGUGCAGAGGACGACGUCUACCUGCCAAGUGAAAUACUGCUGCAGGAGUAUAUCAUGAUGGACUAUGGCUUUGUUUACAAUGGUCAUGAAAGAGUCAUCACCCCCUGGCCCUGGAACUAUGGGCAGUUUGAAGAGGACAUCAUAGAUAUCCGCUUUGAGAUUCUGAACAAGAGCCUGUACUUCUUAGAGAACCCAUCCAAAGACUACUCCCAGUGGAACAAUGUAGUGUAUGUCUGCAGGGUGGUGAGCGCCAUGAUCAACAGCAAUGACGACAGCGGUGUGCUGCAGGGGAGCUGGAGAGAGGACUACUCCCAGGGGGACCCACUGGAGUGGACGGGCAGCCUGCGACAGUGGGCGGCCAGGGGCGGGCAGCCUGUGAGGUAUGGGCAGUGCUGGGUAUUUGCAGCUGUUACGUGUACCGUAAUGAGAUGCUUAGGUGUUCCAACCUGUGUCGUUUCCAAUUUCCACUCUGCACACAACGUGGAUGCAAACUUGACCAUCGACACCUACUAUGACCAACAUGCAGAGAUGCUGCCAACUCAGAAAUGAGACAAAAGUAUGGGUCUGAUACCUGGCAAAUCCUCUGAAAACGUGAAUCCUUUUCUCCUUACUGCUUUCUGCAGGAAUUUCCAUGUCUGGAACGAGUGCUGGAUGAUCCGGAAAGAUCUCCCUCCAGGAUACAACUGGUGGCAGGUUCUGGACCCCACUCCCCAGCAAACCAGCAGUGGGUCGUUCCACUGUGGCCCUGCCUCUGUAAAGGCCAUCAGGGAAGGGAAGGUCCACCUGCCCUAUGACACCCCAUUUGUGUAUGCUGAGGUGAAUGCCGGUGAAGUCGUUUGGCUGUUGGAGGAUGGCCAGGCCCAGGAAAUCCUGGCCCAUAACAUCAGUUCCAUCGGGAAGGAAAUCAGCACCAAGAUGGUAGGGUCAGACCAGAGCCAGAAUAUCACCAGCUCCUACAAGUACCCAGAAGGAUCCGCUGAGGAGCGAUCUGUGUUCACAAAGGCCUCCCGGAAAAUGCUGGGCCCUUGGAGGGCCUCUGCACCCUUCCUGGACCUGCUGGGGUCUGGGGGCUUUGAGGAUCAGCCGGCCUAGCUGCAGCUUUACCUGACCAGGAAGGCUGAGUGGGGCCAGGACCUGCUGCCGAAGCUGCAUGCCCGGAGUCUGGCAGAUAGAGCCCAACCCCAGGGGCCCAUCCGCCUGCUGGUGCAUUUCUGUGCGCAGACCCUGCUGCUCGAUGGUGGCACCUGGGAGCCCCUCUGGAGACAGAUAGUGCACUUGACCCUGGACUUCGGGGAGGAGACACAGUGGCUGCUCUUGCUACCCUACAACAAUUAUAGAAACAAACCGAUGGAUGAAAAGCUGAUCUGUGUGUCUGGCAUAGCCAAGGUGGAGGAGACAGGGAGGUCCAUGCUGGUCCUAAAAGAUAUCUCCCUGGGGCCUCCCCACUUAUCUACUGAGGUGUCCGAGAGGGCCGAGGUGGGCAAGGCCCUGAGAUUCCACAUCUCGCUCACCAAUACCCUCUUGGUGGCUCUGAGUCACUGCACAAUGGUUCUGCAGGGCAGUGGCCUCGUCAAUGGGCAGAUAACAAAUGAUCUUGGAAUUCUGGUGGCCAGACACACCAUCCAAAUUCAACUGGACCUCUACCCCAUCAAAGCCGGACCCCACCAGCUGCAAGUCCUCAUCAGCAGCAACGAGAUCAAGGAGAUCAAGGGCUACAAGUACAUCUUCGUUGCUGCAGGAAGGGCUUCUUGA
Messenger RNA from Balaenoptera musculus (blue whale), 2175 nucleotides. RefSeq names its product transglutaminase 7 (gene TGM7). The record is from RefSeq and is a predicted model, not a curated record. Gene Ontology annotation, biological process: peptide cross-linking. NCBI's taxonomy places the organism in Eukaryota, Metazoa, Chordata, Mammalia, Artiodactyla, Balaenopteridae. Gene Ontology annotation, molecular function: protein-glutamine gamma-glutamyltransferase activity.